AUGCUUGCUUCAUCGCCUUCGUCGUCUGCUGUGACUAUUCCUAUCCCGGGAAAGUCGAUAUUGAAACGUCCGCCACCUCCACAGCAGUCGUUCUUCUCCCUUGCACGACUCACGAAGCUCUUGCCGAACCAAGUUCAACAGCAAGCCGAUGCUGCUCAGGAUGAGGUGGCAACCCUCAAGAGAGCACAUUUCAUUCUUCCGGAGAUGACUACUGUGUAUCCGAUAUCUGCUGCAAAUCCACCGUGCACACCCACCAUCAAGGAGGAGAAGCGGACGAUUGAGGAACGUGAGGCAGAACGGAGACGUCGCAUUGUGCGGGGCAAUUCGUCUGCGUCGGAUGUCAACUCUGGGGAGGAUUGGUGGAGCAUGGACAAGGUUGAGUCGUUCUACAGAGAGUGCUGUGAUGGACGAGAGGAAAUACAUGAUCCAGCAGUGUCUGCCGCAUUCAAGCGUGUGGCCAGCACUCAUCCCCGUGCUGUAGAUCUGUCCGGCGUGCAACUCACCACGGGCUCCGCCUCCGUGCUUUCCGAUGUCUUCACGAUUGAGUGGGGACUGCGCCAGUUGACUCUCAAGGAGUGCAACCUGGAUGACCACAUUUUGAAACCAAUAUUGCACGCGCUCCUCAUUCCCGACAGCCUCACGUUCCUUUCGGUCGCAUCGAACCGACGUGUGAAGGCCCCCGCUCUUCGGCUAAUCGGUGCGUACAUGGCGCAGACGAAGAGUCUUCAAUUCCUCGAUCUGUCACAGAACAACCUCGAUAAGAAGUCAAUCGAGUACAUCGCGAUGGCGUUGCCUGAAGCACCGAAAUCUGGCCUUGUGUCGCUUCGUCUGGACGACUGCUCGCUGAAACCUGCUGCCUUGGACGCGCUUGCUAACAGCGUGCGGAAAUCUUCUCUGCGCAAUAUUUCUCUGCGGUUGAAUCGCAUUAGUGCCACGGGUGCGGUAGCUAUCGCACUAAUGAUCAAAGACUACCCUGACCGCUUCCCAACAACAAACGGGAGCGCGAGCCCUACAUCAUCAUCAACAGCCAGUCCUACAUCGAGCGUUGCUGGCGUGUCUCCACCAAUGACGCCUAUCACGCCCACGAUGAGUCCCCUCUCUAGCAGCAAUGGCACAAUCACCCCUCCGCCGCCUCCACGUGCCGGGCCCCUCCCUCCGCCUCCACGACAUCCGUCGACCAUCCCGCAUACGACUUACGUCGCUUAUGUCCCUCGUGCGAAGCGGAAUGCGGCUGGGACUACCGCUGUUGCCAGCGUGAACCCGUUGUCUUCGACCGGACAGCAGAUUCCGCUUAUCACAUCCUCUGCACAGGGUGGCGUGACUACGCGGCAUCCGGUGCCGUCCUCGCCAGCGCCCACCAGCGCGGGGCAUAACCACAAUUCCUUGCAACAAUACAACCAUGGGCCGAGCGCAGCUUUGCUGGACAAGGUGCGCGCACUGGAUAACCUACCACGGCUAGGUGCGCUGCGGACUUUGGAUUUGAAGGGAAAUGAUAUCCGCAGCGGUAUAACGUAUAUUGCGCAAGUACUCAAGCGCAAUCGUACGUUAAAGGUUUUGAACUUGAGCGAGAACAAGCUGGACGUUCAAGGUCUGAUUGCCGUGGCAGAGGCAUUGAAAUAUAACUCUUGCUUGGAAACGUUGGACCUGAGCAAGAAUCCUUGCUGUGGGCCGGCCUUGGAAGGGAUCCAGUCGUUGCGAACGGCGUUCACGCUGAAUGAUGCACUCAAGAGGUUGUUCCUUUCAUCCACAGGGUUGACCUCUGCUGGUGCGAUUGCAUUAGCCGAAUUCUUGCCCGAGUCAACAUCCCUGCUCCAUCUCGACCUCACCUUGAACAAUCUUGAUCUUGCUGGUGUGAUGGCUCUCAGCUCAGGAUUGAAGGCGAACCACACCAUGCGGUGUCUGGAUCUCAACAUUCCUCCAGGAGAUGAGGAGAUGGCUCGCAUGUGCCGCGAGAUUCUCAAUACCUGCGUACGUAACACAGAAGAGGCUGAGAAGAAUGCACAUCCUGCCCACACGGAGAAUGGCAGUGGACGUGGGCAAGGCAAGGGUAUAUGGGGCAUGAUUGAGGAGAGUGAGCUAGCGAAGACGUUCCGGCAGGACGACCAGAAAAAGGUUGAUAGCGUUACUACCAAUUCGCCUGUUCCGUCCGAACCACCAACUGACUUUCCUCCCGCGGCAAAACAGACAGAGGCAGACGUCAUCAUUCAGGCUCGUGCAUGUAAGAGCCAAAUGGAGGACUUGCUCGCGCGCUCGCCAUCAUCGUCUUCUGCACCUGCGUCUCCAGUUACGGACGUAGUCGCUGACCUGGCGGAAAGCGUGAAGGAAGUCCAGAAGUCGUUGAUGGCUCUGAUCGAGACUUCCACGGAGCCUGAACGACUACAAGACCUGCUUACGCUGAACGACGAUCUCACUGCGCUGCUGGUCCGUUGCGCGCCAGUGAGACAGGCUCUGUCGUUGCGCGGCCUAGGCAUUCGCAUUGGCCAAGCUAACGGGUCCGCUCGAACAUCGUCACCAGUGAACGGACGUGCAGCGAAUGACGAGAAGGGCAAGGGGGAGCCUGUCACGCCUCGGAUCGACAAGGGCAAGGGCAGGGCAGAGCCUGAGCCGGAAGAGCCAGAGAAGGUGCUCAGCCCCACGUUCCUGAUUACUGAAUCGGACGACGAGGAUGGCGAUGGUCAAGAAGCAUCAAUGCCGCCCGCCGAGGGUCUGGUAUCUCCCACUGAGAUGUCACGUAGCUGGAUGGAAGAAGAGGGUGAGGUGUUCCGCAAGGGCACCGUUCUUCUUGGACCGGAAGAGAUGGAAGGCGAGUACGAUGGCGAGGAGCUACGUAGAGAACUAUUGGAGGCGAUGGUUGAACGCCCACCGCCGAGAGCGGUCCUGGAUGACUUCGGCGCCGAGCUUGAUCCUGAUCACCCUUCACCCACGUCACCUUCGACAUCCUCACAGGAGAAGAAGCCGCUGCCUCGACCAUAUAUACGGCGUUCGCGCUCGUCGUCCAACAGUGACUCGCCUCAGGCUGUGUCUUCUAACCACAAGUCACCGGAUGGAUCCGCCGUGUUAGGAGUGACUAGUCCGACUUCGCCGACGUCACCUUCCGUGCAGUUCAAGGCCUUCCUCAGUCGCAGAACCUCGUCCGCGUCAUCAAAUUCCAAGGACGCUGAGUGAGGCGUUGUAAUAACGAAUGUCUUUGGAAAUCGCCGAUGAGACAUCUGCACGCUCACAACUCUACUUUGUUGAUAUCCCCGCAUUUUUCGGCUUUCAACGUUGUGCAUUCUGACCAUGGACAUACCCUUUUGGUGUCUUCCUGCUUUGAUUAAUGAAGGCACCGUCGUUUUAGAUAUAAUGCCCACUCGACAUUCCUUUACACGCUUGUUCCUUGGUCAGACGCGCUGUAGAAACUUUAAUUGUAGAUAUCUUACAGUCAUGUUAUUGUUGAUGAAACAGAUAUGCUAUGGAUCCGACUGGGGCUUUCAGUUACAUAAAGCUAUGUGUAUGUGAGCGCCUGUGGCCACGUUCGAUAGUACGAUCUCGCC
This is a messenger RNA of Laetiporus sulphureus 93-53, 3533 nucleotides long. Its product is annotated as RNI-like protein. The coding region runs from base 1 to 3165 and encodes 1054 amino acids. The record is from RefSeq and is a predicted model, not a curated record. The transcript is spliced from 12 exons. NCBI's taxonomy places the organism in Eukaryota, Fungi, Basidiomycota, Agaricomycetes, Polyporales, Laetiporaceae. Gene Ontology annotation, molecular function: protein binding.